AUGGUGUGUGUGGUGGUAAACUGUGCUCCUGUGGCUUGGACACAAAUCUGGAUUUACAAUCUGGAGGUGCAGACAGAGGAGGUGCAGACAGAGGAGGUGCAGACAGAGGAGGUGCAGGCAGAGGAGGUGCAGGCAGAGGAGGUGCAGACAGAGGAGGUGCAGACAGAGGAGGUGCAGACAGAGGAGGUGCAGACAGAGGAGGUGCAGACAGAGGAGGUGCAGACAGAGGAGGUGAAGACAGAGGAGGUGCAGACAGAGGAGGUGCAGGAGGUGCAGACAGAGGAGGUGCAGACAGAGGAGGUGCAGACAGAGGAGGUGCAGACAGAGGAGGUGCAGACAGAGGAGGUGCAGACAGAGGAGGUGCAGACAGAGGAGGUGAAGACAGAGGAGGUGCAGACAGAGGAGGUGCAGGAGGUGCAGACAGAGGAGGUGCAGACAGAGGAGGUGCAGACAGAGGAGGUGCAGACAGAGGAGGUGCAGGCAGAGGAGGUGCAGGCAGAGGAGGUGCAGACAGAGGAGGUGCAGACAGAGGAGGUGUUGGUCUGA
This is a messenger RNA of Knipowitschia caucasica, 546 nucleotides long. Lineage: Eukaryota; Metazoa; Chordata; Actinopteri; Gobiiformes; Gobiidae. The record is from the annotation of a GenBank genome assembly.